UGAUGUUGAAGAUACAGCCACGAUCAGUGUAUGUGGCCUACUCAGGGUGAGAUUCCCAUUCCGUUCGAUGUGUUUCCCGUCGUUCGCAUGCAUAUGCAAUUAUUUUUGGCGUAUGCCUUUUUGUUUUUGAUUCUCGACCUCGCACCUAAUCCUAUUAUUUCAAGACGUCAUUGUUUGAGUUUAACAGUUUAAGAGAAUUUGCAUUUACGCACACAAGAAAAUAAAAUGCAGUUACCGAUGCGGAUGCGGUGGAAUGCGAAUCAGAGAGGCGGAAUCCUGCUCGCGGCGUCCGUUGUUCCAGCGUUGCGCGGAGUAGAGGUCGCAGCGCCCGGACUUUUCACAGCGAUUCUCCUCGGGAUUUGGGCCCUCCUUUUCCUCGUCGCGAUCUGGAUUCCGCUUCAAAGAAAUCUGCUACCAUGGCGUGUGGUUUUAACGCAAGAGCAAAACCAGCGCAUAUUGAAAGGCGACGAUGUGAUCGCUGCCAUCAACAGCAGAAGUGUGACAGACGCCGAAUUCGCUGAAAAAAUUGCUAGAAACAAAAACGUGCUUCCCGGAACAAGCGACUACACUGCGUCCCGCUUGAGUUUUCUCGCACCCUACCGGCAUCUACUGCAGAUCCUCACGUUGUUCACACCGGCUCUGCUGAUUCUCUGUUGGAGGACCAGCACUUCUUACACGGGCACCGAGUGGCUGUGUCUCGGCCUCACCUUUAGCGUCGCGAUUUCGAUCCCGGUUCUGUUUCCGGAAAAGUUGCAGCACAAGUGGAAUUCCAAAAUUUUUGCAACCAUGGGUGGGAAGUGCCAGCCUCAUUUUCACCUCUUGGGCCAUCGGGUGUGUGGCUUUCCAGAUGUUUGGGGCAUUUUGGAACAGGCUGACUACAACUGCGAGUGGCUGCAGGACUACGCUAGGUACAAUACAUGACUCAGACUCGCUGAUGCUUGAUAUGUUCCAUAUUGCGCUGCUCCCGCGAGCUUGUUCUUCUUCUUAUUCCUAUUGAUUCGGCAAAAACACUUCUAGACCCUGCCUUGGGCUUAAGCUUCAUCUUCUGAACAGGCAUACAAAUAAAGAAAAGAGGCGCAGAAGAUGAACUUCGGUAUCGCUUCGGCUUCUCAAAAAUGAAAGAAAAGGCCGACAAGAGUUGUACGUACUUGUGAAUCAAACGUGGCCUACUUCGCAACACCAGGUACCAUUUCGGCCAGAAGCUCGUUCGCGAGCAGCUGUUCGGAAAAGUUUUCGCGAGCCGAGCAACCUUCUGUGGUUUUUUUUUGAAGUUGGCUCAGGAUUUUUCCUUGCUCUUGGAUGCCGCCAAAAACUACUACGCUGAAUUGGACGCAUUGAGUCAAGUGAGCCGCGCCGACUUCUUCGACUGCCUGAACCGCGUGAAAGAGGACGGACCGCCGGCGGAUUUUUUGGGAUCCAAAUUCCAACAGCAGUACCUCGAGGCUCGGCGGGAGGAAAAGGAGCGGGAUCUGGAAGUGAGCCGGGGGAGGGCUAAGGGGAAGGGCAAAGGACCUAAAGGUAGCAGACGCAAUGAGGAAACGCCGACCGCGCGAACAGUCGGGGCGCGCGAGAAGGGUGGAGGAGGCGGCAAGGCUAAAGGAAAAGGAAAAGACGGAGAAGGCAUUGCACAGCCAGCGGAUGAGCAAUUGCAGCAAACCCCGACCACAUCUGCCUCUGAUGACGAGGUUCAGGAGGUUGCUACAGAGGAUGCUGCUACUCCUCCGCGGACGAAUGGAGAUGGAACUGCUAAUGCAGAGGGGCGGAACAACGCAGAAAACGAAUACGAAAGUACGCCAGAUCAGGAAGCGAUCGUUGACACCCCUGGUUGCAACGGAAAUGUCGCAAGCAUCUCGGUCGACGAAAAAUCUAUCGCAGUAAAUGUAACUUCAACGACCACGAACGGCUGCAGCCCAGCUCCAUCCUGGCUACUCCGCUUCGCGCGAUUUCUGCAACGCAAUACUUUCUUUUCCGAGCUGUUGGGCCUUGCGUCGUACCGGGGCGAAUCCUGGCUCGAGAGACAGGAGGAAGAGGAAGACGGGGCUCGGUUCUAUCGCUUCACGCCGGCGUGUGCCGCGAGUAUUCGGUAUGAAGAUGGCGCAAUAGUUGACGACACCGAAAUGGCUCCGCUGUUUCUUGACAAACCUUAUCUCACCUGGCGCUGGAACCUCAUCAAGAAGCGUGGCCGCGUGCGAUGGCUGCUGGCAACCUCCCGCCUGGCUGUAGCAUCUGUGAUCUUGUCCAUUCUUUGGUGGUCCCUUGGACAGGCGAAGAGCCUUCUCAUGUUCGCGAUUUAUUUUCCAGGGAUGAUUUCUGCUUCUGCACGAGGUGGCGGAGCUGGAGAUGAACUCGCGAUGAACGCUGAAACUGCAACAAGUCACAGUGUAGAUUAUUUUUCGCUUGGUGCACUUGUUUACCCGGACGCGCUUAGCUGUUGGCUGGCUGAAAUAGGACUACACUGCGUUCUUUUCUUUUCCGUUCUGUGCCGAAUUCGCCUCCAGGUUUACAUCGGGGUCUACGACAGAUACUGCACGGUCGAUUUCUGGGCAAACAAAAUUCGCGCACUUUGCGGAUGUCAGCAAGAACCACCAUCGGAAAGACAGCUAGAAGCCCUCGAUUGGUUGCAGCAGAAGUCUAGGAGUGCCUAUGACUGGUCCGUCGAGGCGUCGCUUAACUGGCUUUGGUACUGGGUACCUGCGGCGUUUUUCGUUUUCCCCCUUUGGUACUUCCUGUUACUCGAGUCGCUGCAGCGUCCCGUCUUGCAUUGGCUGGUCAACCUCGGACUGCAAAAUGGCUCCGCCGGUGACUUGCUUCUCUGGUUUUUCCGAACGAUGACCGGCUUCAACAGGAUCGGCGAACAAAUCUGGAACGCCAUAACUUUUUGGCUCCUCGCAAAUGUCACUCGCGGAUUCAUUUUCGAACCGUUACAGUUCACGUACGAGUGGGAGUCCUCCGACGUUUUCCACUUGCAGCAGAAGCGAGACCACGAAAAGCAAAAAAAGCGCGCUGCACUGGAAGAUGAGCAGGAGGAACAGAAAAAGCGGCGAGAGAAAUACGACCACCUGUCCAAGUCUAUUGAUUUCAGAAACGAGACGUUCACGUUGGCAGAGAUUGGCGAUGAAGAUGAUGGAAGUUCCGCUGACGAUAGCGAGAUCGACGAGGAAGUCGAAGUGUCAGCAGUGGACGAAGUCGCCUCGGAGGAGUCCUCUGAAAGUGAGACAAGUGAGACGCAAGAUGAUGAAGAAACGGACAGCGCGAAUCGCCGGGAGGAUGGUGCCAAGGCGAACGGAAAAGGAAAAGGAAAAGCGCCUCCAUUAGCUGGAGCACCCUCCGGAGACAAGCAGAAGGACGAGGUCGCUGCGCAUGCCAAAUCGGCGCUGGUUGAGUCUUCAUCCAGUUCUGGAGCAGGGGAUCUGAGCGGGACAAGGAGUCCGAUGCGGAAGCUGCCGAAAGUCUCCUCCAAUUGGAAAGAGCUGACCAUAAAAGCCUGCCAUUUGGUAAAGCAGCGCAUUUCCCGCAAAAACCCCGCUUCUUCCGACCGGGCAGCUGGUGGGGGAAAUUACAGAGGCAGAAAGGGAGGCGGAAAAGGCGGCCCGCUGCACUGCAAGCUCGGCGCCCGGCAUGUCAGGAACGACGGGCGCACCGUCCCGUUCGCAAUCUACCGUCAAGAUUUGUUGGAGCUGAAUGGUGGGGACAGGAGGCGUGCCGGGGUCGUGACAAAGUCGAAGGUCGAGCAAGCGGAAAACGUCUUGCUCAAAAUCAAACAGGUGGGCGGGCUCCCGCAAUUUCACGACCAAAUGCCGGACGAUGCCAAACCAGAUACAGAUCAUGACGCGAUUGUUCCGCAGCUGUCCCAGCGUGGUGCUCGAGAUGAUGCUGGUGGCGCCACUAAUGAGGACAAGCAGCAAUCGAAAGGAACAGACACUGUGCUCGUCCAAAGCGGAGAUGCUGACGUGCCAGCGCUCGGCGAUAUUCACGGGAGCGCAAGAACUACACACGGUGGUAGCACGAAAAAAGAUCCGACUUCUGCAACUAUUGCUUCAGCUACUACUGCACCAAGAGCAGGAGCAUUGGCUGAACAGGAAUCUAAGAAAAUCCAGAUCCAGCUGGAAGUGGACUUUUUGGCGGAGCGCAAGGAGCGUGCGAUCGAGUUUCUCAAAGAAUUGAAAGAAGAAAAGUAUCUCCAGUAUGGCGAGUUGAACCUUCGCCGCGCGAACCGUGUUCCCGAUUCCUGGGUCACGAAGGGCUUGUCAAAGGACGAAAUUUUCCGGCAGAGAAGAGUGCGGCGGCAGCAUCUGCGAAAAUGGCUGCAGAAGCUGUCUCUUGGAUAUCAAAAUUGGGAACACCGCAUGGGGAGAAGCGAGGAGUUGCUCCGCAAGCAAAAAGAACUGCCGGAUAGGCGCAAGUUCAUCGUGAAAAACACGAACAACCCGAAGAGAAACAAAAAAGACAAGCGACAAGAUGAGGAGAACGACUGUCCCGGCAUCGAGUACAUCUAUCCCUGGAAGUUCGUUACCUGGUGGCGGCAGCCGCGACGCAAGCGCACGCUGCGCGAUCGCCUGUUGUGGACUUUAGAGCUGCCUUCGGACAUUGCCCGCCAGCGCUUCAACAUUGACAAAUAUGACGAACUCUCAGUCUCAGCGCUGUCCUGGAUCUUGUGGUGCCUCGGGAUCUGAUUGGUGCGGGGGGAUCUUGUGGUGGCUCGGAUCUGUGUGUGCCUCGGAAUCUUCUGAUUGGCGCUGUCGUGGAUCUUGUGGUGCCUCGGGAUCUGAUUGCGUCAUCCAUAGGCGCGUUGGGAUAUGAUCUAGUUUGAUCCUUUUUAUAUCAGUGCAACAGGAACUGGAACGCACCAAAUGCAAAUGGCAUGCCCAUUCAUUUAUAUCAUUCUACUUCGAAAGGAAAGCAAAGCCAUAUUCAAGCUUAUUUGCGAAGAUACGGAU
Amoebophrya sp. A120 is the source of this 4937-nucleotide messenger RNA. The record is from the annotation of a GenBank genome assembly. Lineage: Eukaryota; Dinophyceae; Syndiniales; Amoebophryaceae.